AUGCCAAAAACAGAAGAUGACCUCAGGUCCGAACAGCUGGUCAAUCUCGCCAUUGAGUUCCAAACUCAGAGAAUCAACAGCGGCGUGCCAAAUGUUGAAGAUAAUCCAUUCUUCGUCGCAGACCUAGGGCAGGUUACGCGUCAACACAGAGACUGGAAGCUGAACCUUCCCAAUGUCCAACCAUUCUAUGCGGUAAAAUGCAACUCAGAUGCUCUGUUACUUCGCUCCCUCGCAGAACUGGGCACCGGCUUUGACUGUGCCUCGAUAGAAGAAAUGCGUGCCGUACUGGCUCUGGGCGUCGAUCCAUCCCGGAUCAUAUUCGCCAAUCCGUGUAAACCAGCCACUGCGCUCAACUAUGCCAGGGAGGUUGGUGUUGUGACUACCGUCUUUGAUAAUUUAGACGAGCUUGAGACAAUGCAUACCUAUAUGCCCCAUGCACAACUCCUGCUACGUAUUUAUGCCAAUGAUGCCAGUGCCUUGAUUAAUUUUGGAGACAAGUUCGGAGCGCCGGCAGGUAUGACUCGGGAUUUGCUGAAGCGGGCAAAGGAACUCGGUCUUGAUGUUGUUGGGGUUAGUUUUCAUGUUGGCACCGGUGCCAACGAUCUAAACUCCUUCCGAAAGGCCAUCAGAGAAGCGAGACAGGUCUUUGACCAGGCCGAAGCCCUCGGCUUCAAAAUGAGGAUAGUUGAUGUCGGGGGCGGAUUCCAAGACAAAAACUUCGGAGAAAUAGCGCGCACAAUCCGUGACUCGUUAGCUGACAACUUCCCCAGCACCACCAGAUUUAUCGCAGAGCCUGGUCGGUUUUACACUCGAUCUGCGUAUACCCUAGUCUGCAGGGUGAUAUCCCGGCGGCGACAGGUUAGAGAGGUAUACAAGGAUCAGCCAGACAUGUUAUACCAAAACGAUGGACUGUACGGGAAUUUCAUGAAUUGUCUGAUGGAGAAAGAGAUUUUCCAUCCCAUUCUUAUACCGGAUGACAGUGUGUUGGGGGAUAGGGAGGUCGGGCCUCAUAGGUAUACGAUCUGGGGGCCGACUUGUGAUGGAUGCGACUAUGUUGUUCGAGAUACUACUCUUCGGUGUGAGGCGAAGGUCAGGGAUUGGUUGGUGUAUAAGAACAUGGGAGCGUACACUAAUGCAACAGCUACUCGUUUUAAUGGUUUCUCGAGUAAUCUCUUGACUUUAUACGUGGACAGUGAGCUGUGUGGCAAGUUUGAACCCCAGAUAUACGGCUGA
Messenger RNA from Aspergillus pseudonomiae, 1233 nucleotides. RefSeq names its product type III PLP-dependent enzyme. The coding region runs from base 1 to 1233 and encodes 410 amino acids. Gene Ontology annotation, molecular function: ornithine decarboxylase activity. The transcript has 4 exons. The record is from RefSeq and is a predicted model, not a curated record. Lineage: Eukaryota; Fungi; Ascomycota; Eurotiomycetes; Eurotiales; Aspergillaceae. Gene Ontology annotation, cellular component: cytoplasm.